AAUUUUCAGCUUUUGAGCAGUAUUGCGUCAGAUCUGGUUAAGGACUUGCGUAUCUUUGGACAAAUGGCAGCGAACACAUGGGCAGACGGUAAGCCCAUUCGAUCUUCAUUAUCUUUGGACUCUAUUGGGAGCGACCUUUCACCCUCAGAGUUGCAAAUGCGUCUUCUCAUGUUUGCUACCAACAUUUCGCACACCAAUGAAUCUGCUUCUGCUUGGCUAGAGAUGGCUCACUGGUGUUAUGAGAGGGGCCAGAGUGAAGUAAAAAGCACCAAAACUGAAGCCAAGAGGGUGUUAGAAGCCUCAUCAUCUGAGUAUAUCUCAACCUCUAUAUUAAAUUCUCUUACCAUGGAAGAACGUGGAUCUUUGAUUGACUUAAUUCCUCCUGAAGUGUUCAAGGAAGUCCCUUUGAUAGAUAAACGGAUUGUUGCCAAAAUAUACGUUUUCCUUGACAAGAUUAGUGAUGAGUCUAGAUCUUGUCGAUAUUGUGUUGAAGAUAUUCAGAAUCCUGAUGCUACUUCUAGUGGUUUGCUAAUGGACAUAUUCAUGGAGUAUCUGGCGGAGGAGACUUCUCUGAUUGACGAUUCAAUGACCUUCAACAGCCGUCUUCUCUCUGAGUGCUCUUCUCUUGCGGCUGCUCUUACCUCUCGACUCCACACUCUGCAGUCAAUUUCUGCUCAAGCUUACUUUACUUUUCUGGCUGUCGCUGGCCGAAAAUUUGUUGCUGGUGGGUCAUCACAGGAGAAGAUUCGACCGCUCGAUUCAACUCGAGCUGCUUUACGUUUGCUGAGCCUUCUCAAUGAACCAAGUCGUGCACUUCGUAACACUGUGGCAGAUUUGAUAACCCAUGGCAUUACAAAGAACUCCAAUUCUUUUAUCUCCGAUUCAGUCGAUUCACACACAAGCUCUAUUGUGUGGGCAGAGUGUUUACCACAGAUUUUAGAUCGUCUGGGGCAUCCCGAUCCUGUCGUUCGAGAGUGUCUCCUUGUUCUUCUCAAUCGACUUAUCCAUGCAGCAACUAAGGAAGCAAAAGCUACCUCCAAUAGUGACCGUGUUCUGGCAAAGAAGCUGGUCUAUCCUGCUCUUGUUGGCUGUAGGGGUGUUGAUUAUGUGAAAGUUGAAGCCAAGGUGGAAAGUCACUUAAAAUUAGUUGAAGCACUUGUCGACGCUGGUUAUUCAACUAUGGUCAAUGAGGUUUCUUCUUUGAUUGAUGAGAUGAGGAGAAUUACUGUUUUGUGGGAUGAACUCUGGUUUGGAAUUCUCACUCAACACUUGGACGAUUUCGAUAAAAGGUUGAUUGCUCUUGAGCAAAAGACGGAGGGUGAAAAGGAGAAUUUGGCAAACUCUGUGGAUGACAUUCUAAAAUUGCGCUGUGAGGCUCUAUUAGCGCCGACAUUUUCUAUUUUUGAGCAACUUUGCGCUCUUACUUUGGAUACUUCUGCAGAAACGCCUUAUGAGUUGUGGUUCCAAAAUACCUAUAGAGAGCACAUCGAUAAAACACUUCAAAUUUUACGGAAUUUCUGCACUGAGCAGCCACCUGAUGACUACAGAAAGCUCCUAGAACCUAUUAAAGACUUGUACAAGCGGUUCCAGAUGCUCAAUCAACUUCCUGUGAAGAAGGCGGAAGGAGGGGAUCAAAAAAUGUCAGUGAGAGAUAAUCAGGAAAACGAAAAUGAGGAAGUGGAGGAAGGAAAGCUGGAAGGUCUUGAGGGAAAAGAGGAGGAAGAAGAAAAAGAAAAAGAGCGCAAGGUGGUUCGUAUGAAUAUUUCUAAUCGAUUGCUCAACUUGGCUGAAAUUUCACCCACCCUCCUUACUAUGAAUUGUAAUUCAUCAAUUCCUCUUCCUGGUCGAGCUCGAACAAAUCUCGUUCACAUUGCGCCUGAAAUUCGUGUCUAUCCGACCAAGACUCGUCCAAAGUAUCUGACAUUUUUCAAUGAUAGGGGCCAAGCUAUGCCCUAUUUACUCAAGUGUCUUGAGGAUCUACGCCUUGAUGAACGUAUAAUGGGUCUACUGCGAUUAACAAAUACAGCUUUUAGUUUAGAUGGACAGCCUAAUGCCUACACUACACCAACUUAUUCAAUUACCCCCAUCGGACCUAAAGCAGGUCUCAUUCAAAUGGUUCAGGCUGCGGUGCCACUCUUUAAACUUUAUAAGAAAUGGCAAGAGAGGAUUGCGCUUGAUAUGGCGAUUGAUAACGUAGGAGGCAGGCCGUUGGAAUUUAUCGCUAAAGCUAAACCCUCAGACCUUUUUUAUAGAAAGUUACGAGAUCAUCUACCAGCGCAUCUGGCUAAUCUCAACUCACGGCACUUAUGGCCAAAAGAGAUUCUUGUCAAGAUACUAAAUGAACUGGAGAUGCAGAUUCCAGAUGACUUAAUGACCCGUGAACUCUGGGCGGCCAGUUCUAGUAUGUCGGCAUGGUGGAGGAUUCAUCGCACUUAUGCCACAUCUCUUGGUGUUACUUCAGCUUUCGGCUACCUUAUUGGUCUUGGGGAUCGACACUUAGAUAACCUCCUAGUUGAUCUCUCUACCGGCAGGAUAGUCCACAUUGAUUUCAAUGUUUGCUUUGAUGAAGGUCGUUCAUUAAAAGUGCCCGAAUUGGUGCCCUUCCGUUUCACGCGGAUCCUUCGACAUGCUCUCGGCCCCUUUAGCAUGUAUAAUUCUGGCAAAGUUGGAGGAACAUUUGGCUCUAGCUUUGUGGAGACUCUUCGUACGUGUCGUUCAAUUCAGGAGCUCUUCCAUAUGCAUUUGCAGAGCUUUGGGAUUGAUCCGCUGAAUAAUUGGAUGAGUGCUAGCCAGAGUGGAGUGUCGUGGAGUGCAUUUGAUUUGGCUUAUUUUGCUGCAUUCAGAGGUGGUUGCUUACCUCCUUUAGCCUCCGAAUCUCAAAAUCAAAUGACUAAGAAGAGACGAGUGCAGACAAGAUUGAAUGUGGAAGUGGAACGAACCAUCGGAUUAAUGAUUGCUCGAAUGGUUGAGCUCGGAAUCAAGGAACCUUCGUGGCAAACUGAGGUGAACUCAUUGUUAAAUAUGCUAGUUGAUAACCUCAAGGUACUAAGUGACUUUCAAGAAAAGCAGACAGAAAUCGACCGUAUCACACGCCAGCUCGCAAUUCUUAGCUCAAAUUCCGAAGGGUAUGAACAGUUGGUUGCUUUCGAGCACCAUUGUCAUGGGGUGGAAAGCGCAAAGGAAGAGAUUAAGUCUGCCCUUGAACGUGUUGAAAGCUUUGCCACUUGUCUGGAAGCUAAUAUUGUGCGGGAUUUAGACAUUCUGAAUGACUGGUUAAGUCAACCUUCUUCAAGUUCAAGUGGUGAUCUCUCUCAUCUUCUUGAUGAAUAUCGUAACUUCGCUCAGAUCUGUAUGCUAUCAUCCGACUCCAAGUUUCAUUUCAAUAGGGAUAACACGAUAAGGUUCUCCAAUAAGCGGGAGGUCGCCUCUGCAUUAAGACAAGCCAUUCUUUCCCCUAACAUUCUGACCGCAUUCAAACAACUUUAUCGCCAAACCGUAACUCCUCAGGUCGAUAAUUUUUUCAGCACCUCACUUCAUAAUGCCCUAACAGUUACCGAAUCGAAUUUGCGCACUCUCAAAGAGCAGCACUUUAUACCUUCUACAUUUGAUCGUAACGGUCUCCGCUCUCUCUUCGAUCAAUCUCAUGAAAAUUUGGUGAGAUUUAUUCAUCAGAAUAGCUGUCGUAACAUCCAAGUUGCUUAUAGUCUAUCUCUGGUGAGAAAUCUCAUUACUUGGAUCACUUCUAUGUUUGUAAUGGAACCAUUGGUGCAUAUUGAUGUGCUCUAUCAACAUACCGGUGCUAUCGAGUGUGCAAUCUCGGUACUAGACCCAACGGGUAGUGGUAAUGGUUUACCAUUUUGGGCUGGAAAUGAGAUUGAUACAAAUUCGGAACUUCAGUUCUUCUCCACCGUACAUGCUCUUAUCGGCAAGGUCGUUGAUCUGCGCGAUAGUCUUUGCUUCGGUUUCUUGCCUUCUAUGGAAUCUGCAUUAAGAACUGCUUCAAGAAGUGAUUUGCUACUCCUAGAUCGAAUCCGAGAAGUGAUUAAUUCAACUGACAGCGCGCUCCAACUACAACAAGCGAUGAAUGUCGUUGUGAUGGGUGAUUCAAAAAGUCCUCUAGCAGAGGUGUUCAAGCAGAUUCAUGUCACCCUCUUAACUGUCGCAAUAGAGAUGGAGAACACUUGUCAAAGUCUUGCAAAUUAUCCCAUCAAUGCGACAUCUUGGAGCCGAGUCGAUUGGAUUACACAGGCCAUUGCACCUCUUCAAAGUCGAUGCACUGCAGAUGUUGGGGCAACAAGUCUAUGGGGCUGGCGUCCAAGUAAUGGGCCCUGUGAACUCACUACAUGGCUCGAUGAAGUCUACCGAGCCGGUAUUCUGACAAUAUUUAAAGUCACUAAUGAAAUAAGUAGCAUAUGGACUGAUGUUCGUGAAGGCAGACAACGCUCAACUAUAUCUUGUGUUCCUUAUGUAACAGUGUUGGAAAGGGAUUUUAUCAACCGCUUGUCUGAUCGUUUGGUUUUAGUCAGUGAAGCUUUACUAGCUUCCAGUCGAGUGCUUCUUGCAUUAUUUGAGUCGCUGGGGAUCUCUGUUCAACAGGAACUACUUCAACAAACAAAUCUUAUGCCUGUGAUGGGAGUUGCGCCGUCUGUUUCUGUCCUGAGAUUACAUCAAAUGGCCGAAACUUAUGCUGGAAUCAACCCCGAUGUCUUGAUACUUGCCUCGGCAAUUGACAACCAACUAGUUAAUGUCUUCAAUGCUACCAACUCACAUGUCUAUACCCUCUUGGUCUCUCGUGAAAUUGAGGCAAAUGAAGUGCAAUUAAGUUUGUUACAAAGUGCCUGUCAGGCGUUUGAUUGGAUGCAUGAUUAUGCAGAUCAUUCAGAUUCAUCUUUGAGAAGUUAUCUAAAAAGGUUGAAAACUUGUGUUGAGAAUAAAAUGAAGACUGGUGAGAAUGCUGAUCCAGAAAUUAAAAGUCUUUGUGAAAUCGGUCUCGCCAUCUGUGCAGCGGAACAUAGUCGCUUGGGUGAUGAUGAUGAUUUGGAUAACGCUGUCCUCCUCCUAAAUGACUAUACGUCAUUUUGUAGGAAGCUCGGCCAGUGUGAGAAGGAGUUCACAGAACUUGAUACAGUUUUAUAUGAUCUGAAGAACCAGUUUAAUCUCUCCUGGCCAGCAACUGAUUGGCCGAAUAUGGAGUGGGUCAUUGAGAAGCUUUCCAGUCGUAUUACAGAGAUUAAACAGGAAUUGCAGAUCUAUGAAAAUGGAAUAGAUUCAGCAAUUUCGACACUGGUGGAAGAGAAUCUUGUUGGAGCCAAUAAAGAUGACUACGGUUCCCUUAUUAGAGCCCUUCUUGCAUUUGAAAAACAGUUUUUAACCGAGUUAAGUCCCUAUGUGAAGCAACUAGAACGUUUCAGUCAAAUCUCCAGUGAUCAAGAAUGUGGUUCCAUUUGGAAACAAUGGUUGGAGAAUUGUGAGAUCUGGAAGACCACUUCAAGCCAAGUUGUGAAGGAUCUAACUGAACUAACUUCUGGAUAUUUCCUAGAGAACAAAAAUAAGAUAAUGAUCACCGGUUUCCUAUCUGUUCUUAGAAACUGUCUGCAACUCCGAGAUCACUUGGGACCAAGCUUCAAGAUGCUUCUGGAAAAGGGUAUCCUGAAGGUUCUGAAAAGAUCGAAAUCCACCGCCAUCAUCUCAAUCAUUGAGAAGUUGGCACUCGUUAAUAAUGUCAAGGUAGAAGAUUACUUCGAAGUGGCUGACUCCAGGCCGCUUCCGCGAGAAGUUGUCUCACCACAGGCUUUGUUAGCAAUGCGACGUCUAUUCGGUCGCUUGCAAGGUGUGGACGAAUACCUGCUGCCUCAAAACGAUGAAGCUUCAUCAUCAACAGUGCUCAGCUUCAUCGACCAAGCCCAUCUCUGCAUUCGAGCUGCAAUGGAUCCUAACAACCUAGCCCUCAUGUUUGAGGGAUGGACGCCAUGGGUGUGA
Molecule: messenger RNA, 5979 nt
Organism: Rodentolepis nana
Lineage: Eukaryota; Metazoa; Platyhelminthes; Cestoda; Cyclophyllidea; Hymenolepididae
Source: the annotation of a GenBank genome assembly